AUGGGAUCUACCGUGCUUCCGUAUAUGGAGACCAAGCCUAAGCUGAUCUUUUUCACCGACUUUGACGGCACCAUCACCGUCGAUGACAGUAAUGACUUUAUGAUUGACAAUCUCGGAUUCGGCCGUGAGGAGCGCCGCAAGUUGAAUGACCAAGUCCUCAACGAGACUCUUGGCUUCCGUGACGCCUUCCGCGCAAUGCUUGAGAGCAUCAAGACCCCGUACGACGAAUGCAUCGAGACUUUGAAGAAGAACAUGAAGCUGGACCCCUACUUUGUGGAGUUCUACAACUGGGCCCGGGACAACAAUGUGCCCAUCGUCAUUCUGUCCUCCGGUAUGCGCCCAAUCAUUAGCGCCCUGCUCGAGAAGUUCCUUGGCCAUACUCCGGGUAGCCAUCUUCACAUCGUCUGCAACGAGGUCAUCCCGCGGGAUGGCAAGGAUAUCAACAGCGAGGGAGGCUGGCAGAUCAAGUAUCACGAUGAUAGCCACUUCGGCCAUGAUAAGUCCCUCGAGAUCAAGCCCUACGCUGCCUUGCCCGAUAGCGAACGCCCAAUUCUCCUCUAUGCCGGUGACGGUGUGUCCGACCUGUCGGCUGCCGCAGAGACCAACCUUUUGUUUGCGAAGAAGGGUAAAGAUUUGGUGACUUUCUGCGAGCGCCGAGGAAUGCCUUACACCACCUUCGAGGACUGGUCCACCAUCUUCUCGACCACUCAAGAUAUUCUUGCUGGCAAGGUGUCGCCCAGCGACGUGGCUGUCAAGGUGAAGAGCGUUUAA
This is a messenger RNA of Penicillium macrosclerotiorum, 771 nucleotides long. RefSeq names its product putative Phosphoserine phosphatase. The transcript has 6 exons. The record is from RefSeq and is a predicted model, not a curated record. NCBI's taxonomy places the organism in Eukaryota, Fungi, Ascomycota, Eurotiomycetes, Eurotiales, Aspergillaceae. Bases 1 to 771 code for a protein of 256 amino acids. Gene Ontology annotation, molecular function: phosphatase activity.